Molecule: messenger RNA, 2597 nt
Organism: Daphnia carinata
Lineage: Eukaryota; Metazoa; Arthropoda; Branchiopoda; Diplostraca; Daphniidae
Exons: 6
Coding region: 224-1942 (572 amino acids)
Cellular component (GO): PRC1 complex
Molecular function (GO): protein binding
Source: RefSeq, a predicted model, not a curated record
UAACGCGAAAAUUCGUGCAUUAUUUCAACGCAAUGAAAAAACUGUGAAAUAUUGUGCAACAGCGAUAGUCUUCUUUUGGCACUAUCACCCAAGUUUUCAAUGUCGAGGGCCACAAGUUGAUGAGGAAAAAUUCGUGACCAAUCAGAGCAAGUUACCAGUAGGCGUGGAGCGCUAUAGCGAGAAAUCAAAACUUCUUUUGGAUUACGCAGGACGAUCUGGAAACAUGGAUGCCCUUCCAGCGGGAGAUAUAGGAUAUAUCGGAGAAUCGGAACGCAGACGUGAAGGCCGCUUGACAAGCAUCAUUGAUCAGUUGCUCAGUAGCAGAGCCACUUCCACUUUUGGCGAUGCCGUCAAUUCCGACAAAAGGAUUAAAGGUAAAAAUCGCGAAAUUUCAUCGACAUCAGGAAGAACUGAUGGCACUAUGUCUUCACCGAGUGCGCCAAUGGAACACCAACCCGUUCAGGCAUCAGCAAACGAUAAUCGUCCUAAGAAAGAAAGUGUCCCGUUUAACACGUCGAGCGUAAAAGCUUCACUAUCAAAUAAAGCUCGUCGCAAAAAAGUUGGACGCAACACUUCUCCGUCUGCAAAUGUAAAACAUGAACGUUUCAGCCCCGACAUGGAGACGGGCACGGCUUCUUCACGGAGUGCCUCACCAUGCAGCCCCAUUUCCCAUUCCUUCCGGCCUCCUACACCCUCAACAGCAGAAACGCCCAAUAAUUCGUGUGUCUCUCCAGCGGAACGAUUUAGCCCGGGGAACUACAACGCAUCCAAUAACAAACCUAUGUCGGAAGGUCUUCAAAUGUCUCGGAACUACAGUGAUUUCAUGCGUAGUUUGGCGGCGAAGUACAACAAUUCCAACGAUUACCGAUCGCAGCAAACAAACAGCCUCAUGUCAAUCUUAGACUCACGAGCAUCCUGUAAAGACUUGAUAUUCGGCGAAGGGUCCUCACAGUCACCCCCAUUCCCACUCUUUAAUCUUCCGCUGAAUACGUUCACCUCUCAUGCGCUCGCUGCUAGUAAACACUAUGAAAUGGCUUCUGCAUUGGCAGAAACUGGCAAGAAAGAAAGGAGGGAAUUUUCUACAACUCCAUUGCUGCCUUUGAGUGGAUUGGGCCAAGACAACAGUAUCCGCCAUGCUCUGCCACCUGGCUUCCAUGCUGGGCCUGCUAUGGACAUGAGUUCAACUCAAGCGCUGCUGAGCAUUGUCCGUUCGGCUACAGCUCGUGGUUCGCCGCGCAUAGAUCCAUACAUUAGCGAUACGACUACCCGACCUGGUCCCGCCACGUUGAAACGUUCAUCAGUCGAAACGGUUGCAGUGGCGUCUCACAUCCCAUUGGAUCUAAGCGCUUCCAUGGCAAAGCGUCCAUACAUGGAUUCGCAACUCGAAUCGCUAGGCCGUAGUCGGUUUUCCCAACUUUCUUCUUCUCGGUCGCCUGCCAUGGACCCAAAUAACAUUGCUGGGAGGCAAUUCCCUCCUAUUGGCAGGAAGUCACCGCCCUCACGCUUCUCAUCAGACACCAUUAAUGCUCGUGGAGAAAAUAAAGUAGCAAUUCAGAACAAACCAGCAAUUGCACAGCUGCUGCCAAACUGCCGUUUGAGUUGUGCCGCUCAUUCUUGUAGCGCUGCUGCAGUUGAAGUCCAAAAGUGGUCAAUCAGCCACGUAGUGGAUUUCGUCAAAAGUAUUGAUAUCUGUUCUGAAUAUGCCCAGGCAUUUGAAGACCAAUCAAUCGACGGUAGUACUCUUCCCUUACUGACCGAAGAACACUUAAUCACGAGCAUGAACAUGAAACUUGGACCAGCAUUGAAAUUGCGAUCCGUAUUGGCAAAUAAAAUAGGCCACUGUGCUAUAUGCCUUCAUUGUAUUCAUUGUCACGCAGAACCUACAGGAGUUGAGCAACCACUGUCCUCUCAAGAUCACCAAAAUUUGUUGAACAAUUCAUGAUGUCAACGAAGAUUUCCUUCCAAAAAAAAGUUCACUGUUGACAGUAGUCAAUUCGCUCCCAAAGAUAUGACCAGUCCUGCGAACCAUCGCUCUUGCAUUGGUUUUAAUAUGUUAUAGAUUGUUUUAAGUUGUACUACUUGUUAUUUAAAAGACUACAAAACUGUUUUAAUUUUUUAACACAAGCAUAAGCUUAAAGCGUCACCAGUUUAUAAUAUUUCGUUUCAACCUAGCUAUUUUUUGUCUUACAUUUUGGACACAUGUAGAACCAAACUCAAUUGAUUAUUAUAAGUGCAGAAACAUUUAACUUUUCAUGGUCAGAAUAUGUUGACUGAAGUUUAGCUUCUAUUGAAAGCUCAAAUUGAAAUAAAAGUCAUAAAUAUUUUUAAAUCGCCGUGAAACCAUGUCAGAUUUUAAAUAAUUCUAUGAUUCGUAUAUUUAAUCGCCACUCCUGAUUCAAAAGGACAGACAUGUCAUGGAAUCCAAAUAUUGUCCUUUUUUCUAAAUGGCAGAAUUUUGUGUUUGCUACCAUUAGAGCAUUAUGGUAUUUUUUACCAUGAACCCUGAAGCAACAUUGUAAAAAGCAGUGUUCUUCCGAAUAAGGGAAAUCAAUAAGAAUAAGAAUAAUAUCGACAUUUUAAGAAUAAAAAAUAAAAGU